ACCAUGUCGGGUACUGACGCCAAAUUUCCCAUCGACCUCAAACAGCUCAAGCAGCUGAAGCUCGACCCGAGCAAUCCCCAACUCACCGAUGAGCAACUCUCAACGCUCAAGCACAACAUUCAGCUGAUGCGGGAUGCCAUCGUGCUCUUUACUGCCACUGGUGCGGCGCGCGGGGUCAGCGGGCAUACUGGCGGUGCAUAUGACACAGUGCCUGAGGUUAAUAUGCUGUUAUCUCUCUUCAACCACUCAAAUAAAUUCGUGCCAAUCCUGUUUGACGAAGCCGGUCACCGUGUCGCUACGCAGUACCUUGUUUCCGCCAUCGACGGACACAUCCCCCCUGAGCAUCUUCUUCACUAUCGUGAAGCAAACUCCAAGCUCCCUGGUCAUCCUGAGCUCGGUCUCACUCCUGGAGUCAAAUUCUCGUCCGGCCGUCUCGGUCACGUCUGGCCAUGGAUCAACGGUGUCGCCCUCGCUAACCGUGACAAAACUGUCUUUUUGCUCGGCUCUGACGGUUCUCAGCAAGAAGGCAAUGAUGCUGAGGCUGCCCGUCUCGCCGUCGCUCAGAACUUGAACAUCAAGCUGAUCAUCGAUGACAAUGACGUCACCAUCGCCGGACACCCCUCUGAGUACUUGAAGGGCUAUGACAUCGGCAAGACCUUGGCUGGUCACGGCCUCAAGGUUGUCACCGUCCAAGGAGAAGACACCGCCGCCCUCUGGUCCGCCUUGGUCGAAGUCAUCAACUACGAUGGCCCUGCUGCCGUUAUUGCCAAGCGCCUGAUGGCUCCUGGUAUUGCCGACAUAGAGGGUACCCCUCACGGUCACGAUGUCGUCCCCGUCAAAGCCGCCCUUAAGUACUUCGAGGCUCGCGGAUUCCCUGCCGAGUUUGCUGGUAACAUCCUCAACAACAUCAAGCCGUAUGCUCUUCCCUACCUCUAUAUCGGCUCAACCAAGGAGCUUGGCGCUAACCGUGUCAUUUUCGGUGAAGCGGUAAAUGGUGUACUCGACAAGCUCGGGAAGGAAGAGGCCGCCAAGAAGGUUAUGGUCAUCGACAGCGACCUUGAGGGUUCUACUGGCCUGAAGGUCAUCCACCAGAAACACCCAGAGGUUUUCAUUCCGUCUGGUAUCAUGGAGCGCGGCAACUUCAGCGCUGCCGCCGGCUUCGGUUUCGACAAAGACAAGUUCGGUGUCUUCUCGACCUUCGGCGCUUUCUUGGAGAUGGUCAUCUCCGAGAUUACCAUGGCACGCCUCAACUUCUGUAACGUUCUCUGCCACUUCUCGCACUCCGGUGUUGACGAGAUGGCGGACAACACCUGUCACUUCGGUAUCAACCACUUCUUCGCCGACAACGGUCUCGCUGACACCGAGUCAUAUCUCUACUGGCCUGCGGAUGGCGCCCAGAUGAUCAAGAUCGUCGAACGCGUUUUCUUCGAGCGUGGCCUUCGCUUCGUUUUCUCCACUCGUUCUAAGGUCCCCUACAUUCUCAAGGAGGAUGGCCAGACCCGCUUGUUUGGUGACAACUACCAGUUUGUUCCUGGCAAGGACGAGGUCAUUGCUGAGGGAACCGCGGGAUACGUCGUCUCUUUCGGGGACAUGGUCUACCGCUCUUGGGAUGCUGUCCUUCGCUGCAGACAGGAGGGUCUCAACGUUGGUCUGAUCAACAAGCCGACGCUCAACAUUGUCGAUGAGGAGACGAUCAGGAAGGUUGGUUCCAGCCCCUUCGUCCUCGUUGUGGAGUCCUUGAACCAGAAGACUGGUCUCGGGUUGAGGUUCGGUACCUGGCUCUUGGAGCGUUCUCUCACGCCCAAGUACGCCUACAUGGGCACCAACAAGGAGGGCUGUGGCGGCCUUACCGAGCAGAUCCCCCACCAGGGUCUCGACCCCCAAUCGAUCAUCCUCAAGAUCCGCCAGCUUUCGCAGGGAUCCCAGAGGGCGUAGACAAAAUAACAAUGUUCCUGGCGUUGUCCCAGUGUACAGUAGGAUAGAAGGAUAUUCGCUAGAAAGGAAACAGCCAAAGUGUACUUACUCACAAACAAACCAAUUGUUCUCGACGCGUAGUGCGCAGGAGACUUACGAUUGUUGUCGAAACAGCC
This is a messenger RNA of Phanerochaete carnosa HHB-10118-sp, 2090 nucleotides long. RefSeq lists its product as uncharacterized. The record is from RefSeq and is a predicted model, not a curated record. The transcript has 8 exons. Gene Ontology annotation, molecular function: catalytic activity. The coding region runs from base 4 to 1935 and encodes 643 amino acids. Lineage: Eukaryota; Fungi; Basidiomycota; Agaricomycetes; Polyporales; Phanerochaetaceae.